AUGGCACCAGCCUUCCGACCGUGGCUUCGGCAGCUUUCGUGGCUUUUGUGGCUUCUCGUACCUCAUGCUCGGUGCCUUAUGCGGCCCGAGACUGAAGCCCUCAUGCACGAGAGAGGACAACUUGCACAACUUCAAAACACGGAAAAGCAUGAGAAGCACGAUGAAAAACAUGAAGAGGAGCAGAAGCCCUGCACAUCCUAUGGUCCAGGAUUGCAUUUGGUUCAAAUGCCGCAGGUCCAGCGCCAGUUCCUUCUAUCAGUGCCCGAUGACCUUGCUCCAGGGGACGGCGGCGUCCCGCUGGUCCUUGGCUUCCAUGGCUUCUCAGACUCGCCUUGGUAUUCAAACAUGAUGAUGGGCCUCUCCAAGAAGCUUACCAGAUAUGGCUGGCUAGGCAUCCUGCCUUUUGGCAUGGAUGCAAACCGCAGCAAUGGCAUGGGCGGUGUGGAAGCUUGUUGCCCUGACGAUUGCCGAGGCGAGUGUUGCAUGCAAGGAAAGCAUCUUCGUAAAAAGGAUGACACUGCCUGUGGCUGGCGAGACAAUCAGAAGGACUUGGACUUUGUGCGGGUUUUGCUGAAGUGGGCACAGCUGAACACCUGUGCCGACAUGAACAAGGCCUUUGCCAUUGGCUUUAGCAACGGAGGUUGGUUUACCAACUUCCUCGCCUGCCAGGCGUCAGAUCUAUUCCGCGCUUUUGCGCCAAUCUCAGGGGACUCUGUUCAACAGACGUGCGAGGCCAAACGUCCGGUCUCUUACAUCAGCAUGUGCGGCUCCGCGGAUGACGAGGCAUUCUGUCAGCCUACCUUCCUGGCUUCUGCAGCCCACUGGAGCGCCCGACUGAAGUGUGACGGCGCAGGUUUAGAGGGCGCCAAGGUAUUUAAUUUCUCUGCCACCACCUCCUGCUUCACAUGGGAGUCCUGCGAAGCGAAGAACUUCGUGGAAGUUUGCACUACUUUGGGUCUUGGCCAUGAUCCCAGCGGCCAUCUGAGGCCCGAUGGCAGCAGCUACAUCCGUCCAGGGAGUGAUCUGGACAUCGUCGGCUAUGCACUUCAAAAGUUUUCCUUACUAGUGGAUGGCAGCAUUCUCUUCUUUGGCCACCCCACACGCGAGGAGUUUGCGUAUAAGGAGUCUGUUUGGCCACCUCCAACGCAUGACGAUCACAUGUACAUCCGGAACGGUUCCCUGAACACAGUGUAG
This is a messenger RNA of Symbiodinium natans, 1194 nucleotides long. NCBI's taxonomy places the organism in Eukaryota, Dinophyceae, Suessiales, Symbiodiniaceae. The record is from the annotation of a GenBank genome assembly.